Molecule: messenger RNA, 2598 nt
Organism: Thermothelomyces thermophilus ATCC 42464
Lineage: Eukaryota; Fungi; Ascomycota; Sordariomycetes; Sordariales; Chaetomiaceae
Exons: 6
Coding region: 294-2495 (733 amino acids)
Biological process (GO): positive regulation of transcription from RNA polymerase II promoter by galactose; DNA-templated transcription
Cellular component (GO): nucleus
Molecular function (GO): DNA-binding transcription factor activity, RNA polymerase II-specific; RNA polymerase II cis-regulatory region sequence-specific DNA binding; zinc ion binding
Source: RefSeq, a predicted model, not a curated record
CCAAGUCAUCCUGUCGAGCCUUUCCUCCGGUGAUAGUUCCUCCUUCGCUCCGGAAUCGGGUUUCAUGGCUUGCGUCCUUGCUGACAGUCCCCGUCCAGUGCAAUGGCAUGAACCCCUGCCAAACCUGUCAGAGGAGGAAAUUGAGCUGCCACUAUACGCCAAACAACACUUCCGAACAUGCUGCGGACUCUGUUGCGUCACCAACCAAGCGGCGCCACCUGGAUAAUUCCCCGCCCUCGAUACCCUCGGUCCUCAAGGCACCAGAAGAACUAUCUCCUCACUCCGGCGACGCAAUGCAAGCUUGGAGCCAGCCGCGGAAGAGCGAGCAGCAGCCGGGGGACGCGUCGAUGUCGGGGAUGAUGACAUCGCAACCACCGCUCUCGAUGCCCGCCCAGGAUCAUACCCGGCAAGGCUUCUUGCGAAAUCCCAAAAAGACACCGAGUCGUAACAAUAUGAAGGGGCUACCCGAGGAGACCAGCAUUUACACGGAAACUCGGAUGUUGCAGGAUCAGACUGGUCGCCUCCUGUACAUCGGAGAUGCCUCCACCCUGUCCAUUCUGCAGUUGACUCGCAUUAUCAUUGAGAACACCGCAGGGUCAGACAUUGGCUCACCGUUCAUCGAUGACCCUAAGAGGCAUCGUAUACUGGAGAGCAUCAUCGACUUCCCGGACGACGUGCGGAUUCCCAGCCCGUUGCCAGACAAAGAGACCGCCGACGUUCUCAUAGCGUCCUACUUCACGAAUACUUGCGGCCUGGUUGAAAUUUUGGAUAAGGCUUCUUUCCUAAGGUCAGUCGAGGAGUGUUACCGGGACCCUCCCUCCUCCGGGAAUGAUUUCCUCUGCAACUUAUACCUGGUGCUGGCUAUUGGCCUGCUCUUGGCAACGCCUCCCCCUGGGAGUCACGAGGAGAUGGUAGUGCAAAGACAGCUCGCAGCGCAGCCAAAUAGGGCAGAGCUCUUCUUUCGAAGUGCCAGGUCCAUGUGCGACCCUGCGGCCGGCUUCGAGGAUGCAGACUUCUGGUCUAUCCAGGCAUUGGCCUUGAUGACCAUUUACAUGCUCGUCAAUUCCAAGAGGAACAGGGCAUAUGCAUAUCUAGGCAUGGCAGUCCGUUCUGCUUUCGCCUUGGGCUUACAUCGGGAGGAGACAAUGAACGACUUCAUCUUCACGCCAGCUCAGAUGAGGGUUCGGAGGACUUUGUGGAAGACUCUGUUCAUCCUCGACCGCUUUCUGGCUGCCACACUGGGGAGGCCGACCGCCAUAUCCGAGGACGACUGCUCUUGCAAGAUCCUGCCGGACGACAAUGCCGCUGAUAUCCCGUCCAUGGUCGGAUCGGAAGCCGACCAGAUCCAUGCGAGAUGCCUCGAUGCCUGUGUCGAGAGCGCUCAUAUCAUUGGCGUGACGCUCAAGGUCUUCUCGCGGAGAAAGAUCUCCACCGCAAGGGUUCAGGAGAUAGUCGAUAUGUCCAAAAACUGGGAUCAAGCCUCCCACACACAACCUUACAGGCGCCAUUCCGGUGGGGGAUCGGCGGAUCCAGCCCAUCGAGUCGCCUCUCUUCACGUCGGGCUCUUUUCUUUGCACUCGCUCAUUCUUCUCACCAGGCAGUUGUUCGUAAUGCACAACUGGAUGCUUGUGGAGGAGCGGUCAGGCAUCAAGAAGUCCGCGCAAAUCCGGGAAUCGUCAAUGGCAAGGUUCUCUGAAGCAUGUGUCAUCGCUUCUUACCGGACAAUUCGGCUAGCUCGAAGCGCUUGGAGCGAUGGUUACCUUCCACGUCGGAACCCCUUUGUCAUAUACUUUGUAUUCGCUGCCAGCCUUGUUAUUCUCAUGAACCAGUUCUCUUCCCUGUAUUAUACGAGCGAGUACAACAAGACCAUGCGCGACGCCCUAGACAUCGUAGCGUACUGCGCCGAGAGCGACUCGCAAGCGCAGCGUGUCCUCGAUAUCAUUACGAGGUUCUCACAAGUAGUCGACAAGUGGACCGAGAACCACUCUCACUCUGCGCCGAAGCUCUCAGACGACUUCAGCUGCCUCUACAGCCAGCCUUCACACUCCGGAACCGCUUCCGGUCAUAUGCCUCCAGGGCCCGCUCUCGAUACGGGCUUCCACGUGCGAACCUCUCCUCAAACGGCCAGCGGACCGGACCCCGGCUUGCUGACCCCGCCAUCGAUACCCAAGGUGCCAAUAUUGGACGUGCUAUCCGCCCAAGCUCCCAGCGCCGCCCUUGAAGCUAGGGCCAGCGGCAUGUCGCCCCCACACGCUUCCAUCCCUCCCGCCACGCUUCUGCGCAACCGUCCGAGUGUGCUCGCCCACUCGUCGCUUGCGACCACGGAACUGCUCGGUGGAAACUUCGAGUUCGAUAUUGACGGUUUAUGGUACAGCUGUACCAAUUACCUUCCCCCGGUUCCUUCAGUCGCCCCGGGCAUCAGCAGCCUUGCCUUACAGUUUCCGCCACCAGUUAUUGGCGCGCCCACAGAGCCUUACGACAAGCCGGUAUUCUGAGUUCUUGCCACUAUCAAGGCACGGAGACGCUUUAAACACAUUCUGUUUCGGGGAAACUUGGCGGUUUCCCCCGAGCAACAGUCAACUUUGAACAGCUGGCUGC